Nematocida parisii ERTm1 is the source of this 1056-nucleotide messenger RNA. RefSeq names its product transcription initiation factor TFIIB. The transcript has a single exon. Gene Ontology annotation, cellular component: transcription preinitiation complex; nucleus. Lineage: Eukaryota; Fungi; Microsporidia. The record is from RefSeq and is a predicted model, not a curated record. Gene Ontology annotation, molecular function: RNA polymerase II general transcription initiation factor activity; TBP-class protein binding. The coding region runs from base 1 to 939 and encodes 312 amino acids. Gene Ontology annotation, biological process: transcription initiation at RNA polymerase II promoter; transcription preinitiation complex assembly.
AUGCAGAAUAGAAUGCAAAUGAAGAAGAUUGAGCGAGAAAAGUGCCCAGACUGUAAGAAAGAGGAGAAUAUUAUAGAGGAUUACAAGAAUGGGUAUAAUGUCUGCGGCUCUUGCGGCUGCAUUGUGGGCAGUCGAAUCAUAGACGAGCGGGGCGAGUGGAGGACCUUUAGUGACUCUGGAGAGAAUCCAAGCCGAGUAGGUGGGCCAAAUAACCCAUUCUUGGACACAGAGCAGCUGGAUACUCUGAUUUCUUCUGGCUCAGGCUUGGCUUCGUACAGUCUUGCAAAAACCCAGAUGAAAAGCAGUCUGCGCGGUCCAGAGCGAGCACUAAUUAAUGGGCUUAACCUUAUAACCGCAUUUUGUGAAAGAAAAAACCUUUCUAAAACCAUAUCAGAUGCUGCCAAGUAUGUAUUUAAAACCGUUGAGAACAAAAAAGUGCUAAAGGGGAAAAACUUGGAGGGAAUUGCAGCUGCUUGCAUAUACAUUGCUUGCCGACAAGCAGGAUUUGUGCGAACAUUCAAGGAGGUAAGUAUACUAACAGCAGUGCCAAAGAAAGAGAUAGGAAGGUGUUACAAGGCAAUAUUCCCCCACAUAGACAAGCUGGCUGUUGUCUCCACUGAGGACAUUGUGGCUCGUUUCUGUUCAGACUUAACAUUGAGCAUUGACAUACAAAAAGUGGCACUAACAAUCAGUCAGAGAGCACAGGCCAUUGGAUGCAUAGCAGGAAAGUCACCCGACUCAAUUGCUGCAGCAAUUAUAUACUUGAUAACAUACUUGUUCCCCACCCAAAAGAAAAUACAGAAAAAUAUCCAAAUAGUAACAAACGUAACUGACGUAACCAUUAAAAAUACGUAUAAAGAGCUUCUGCCUUAUAGAUACGAACUAGUGCCAGAAGGCAUUGUUCCCCGGCAUAUUUUGGACUCACUUCCAAACUCAUGAAUAAACACAAGAAGACGCUGUAGGAUCAUGCACGAAUAAUUUAUUUCUUCUUUGACACUCCAACAGUCUUUCCUCUUCUUCCGUUAGACUUGGUUCUUUGUCCAUUGACUUUCAGAC